This is a messenger RNA of Leptopilina heterotoma, 2658 nucleotides long. It is a transcript of the gene ITP, whose product is annotated as ion transport peptide-like. Gene Ontology annotation, molecular function: neuropeptide hormone activity. Gene Ontology annotation, cellular component: extracellular region. The transcript has 4 exons. Lineage: Eukaryota; Metazoa; Arthropoda; Insecta; Hymenoptera; Figitidae. The coding region runs from base 1547 to 2065 and encodes 172 amino acids. Gene Ontology annotation, biological process: circadian rhythm. The record is from RefSeq and is a predicted model, not a curated record.
CUACGAUUGCGUCUACUGUGGUCUGCAGCCUCAUCCAGUAGUCUACUUGCGCGUUGCGAGCCGGUUUAACAUCCAGGGCCCUUUACACAUCAAGAGAAUUUUUCUCUGUGUUUUUUCUCAUCCGUUCCCUCUUUGAUAUUUUUUCCACCUUUUUCCACAUAUGUACCUUUUGCGGCAUUUAUUUCGUUUCCUUUUGCGUGUUUAGAGUGCGCGACUUGAGAGCAAGUUGGCACUCUUUAGAGUGCUCAUCCGAAUACUUGUAGUGUCACAGUAUUUACUAACUAGUACUGUAUACUAUCAAGCUCCACAUACUAUCAAGUAGUACAUACUAUAUAGUAGUAGCUGCUAAGUAGUGUCUACUUAGUAGUAUCUACUAAUAUCUGCUACUAUCUACUACCAUCUACUAUCAUCUUCUACCAUCUUGUACCAUCUUGUACCAUCUGCUACCAUCUUCUACCAUCUUCUAGCAUCUUCUACCAUCCACUACCAUCUACUUCUAACAACAAUCAUCAAAAUUCACUCCCUUCUCUAAUACUUUUAAUUUUUCCAACAAUCUACUAGUUUCUUCCUCUAAAAACUGUCACCGAGUCCAAAAAAACUAACCACUUCAAACUAUAACCCAAAACAAGAGGAAAAAAACCAACAAUCAUCCAACAAAAAAAGAUUUCCAGCCAAAAAAAAAAUUUCCCCACUUUUAGAUUUUUCUAAAUUGUGAUUUGUGACACGAGCCCAGUGUGUGAUUGUUUUAUCGUUUUUUUAUUUCUUCAUCCAAGAGAGAAGGAGAGUCGGAAAUAAAGCAGGCGUGAGAAAAUUGACUCUCGGCGUACGCCGACUGGCACGGAUACAGACAUUAACCCAUCAGCGCGUAUAGUCCCCGAUACGAAAGUUCUUUCGCACGGCCGUUCGUGCAUGUGAACGGCAAUAUAGUAUUAUAAACUCGCCAACGAGAGAAUUCUAAUCCUUUUCAAUUCAAGGACUUUGCGCCUUCAAUUAACAAUCAAUUUAUUUUUCCCUCUCGACAAUAAACAUUCAUUUCUUCAUUUCUUCUACAUCUUCGUCCAAACUUCAAAAAAAAGCAGAUUCAAAAUAGAAAAAAAAAGUUAAAACAAAAAAAAAGAGGGACACGAGUUGCUAUGAACGAAUACAAUUGAUAAGCCUGGCCGGACGUCGGGGCGAUGGAGCGCUACUAUCGGCCGAUUAUGAAGUGCAGGCCCAAGUUCAUGAUUUGCUACGUGAGUUUCGAGAGUGAGAACGGUUGAACGGCUUUCGACUAUAUAGGAGUCGGGAAAAGUGAAAGAAUUAUAGUGUGUUUAUAUAUAUCUAUGUGUGUUUGUGUGUGUAUACUCUUAAGAGAAAACGUAUCUCUUGUUUCUGUGUACAGAUAAAAAAAAACACACACAUACUACUAUACCACGCACAUAUACUCCUUUACAAUUGAUAUUUAUCUUUUUCUCUCAUUGAACAUAUUAUUUCCUUUCCUCGUCUUUUUUGCACUCUCAACUCUUGAUUCCCGCAGGACACCCACGCUUCGAUCUUGAGUCACAAGAUGAUGCAUCGUCAACAAAGAAGGUCAGCCUCUCAGUCAUUGUUAUCAAACUCUGCCGCUGAACGUCUGUCAUCAACGUUCGCGACGUCAUCGUCAUCACCAACCUCAUCAUCAUCACAAUUGACGUCCCCUGCAUUCUCAACGUGUUCAACAUCAUCAACCUCGUCAUGUCCAGCUUUACUCUCAGUUCUUGCCUGGUCAAUGACGCUUCUUCUCGUAUCAUCAUGUCUUGGAAUUGCGGAUGCCGGAGUACUCAUGGGUCAUCCAUUCAGCAAGAGGUCCUUCAUGGACAUUCAGUGCAAAGGUGUCUACGACAAAAGUCUAUUCGCACGAUUGGACCGUAUCUGUGAAGACUGUUACAACCUGUUUCGGGAGCCCCAGUUGCAUUUACUUUGCAAAAAGAACUGCUUCACGUCAGACUACUUCAAGGGCUGCGUGGAAGUAUUGCAACUGGAGGACGAAAUGGAACAGAUACAAACAUCCAUCAAACAACUCCAUGGAGCUGAUCCCGGGGUUUAGGCAAAAUUGCUUCAGCACCGAAUACUUUACGAGCUGCAUCCAAGCGCUGCUGCUUGAGGACGAGAAAGAAAAGUUCCAGGAGAUAGCCGAGUACCUUGGCCGCAAGAAAUAAAGGGAGAUACUUAUGCGAAGAUACGACGAUGCACGGCGCAGGACCAGGUGGGUGGGUGAACAGAGUGAAUGCGCAGAUUCAACAGAGGAAGAGAAGAAGAAGAAAAAGGAGGAGGAGAAGAAUAAAAAAAAACAUAGUGAGGAGAGAAAAAAAAAGAUUGAAAUAAAGAGGCGGCAAAAUAUUACCCGCGAGAUCGCAACCAUCAACAAGUCUCCUCAAACUCAUGACGUCCCAUCAAAUAUUAUCAUUCAAGUGUCGUAGUAGUCGUCGUCGUCGUCAUCGUCGUUAUCGUCGUCCUCGUCCCGCAUGAAAACGGAACGGUACGAAAGCCAUACAUCCCACACAAAUUCUAGUCGAGAAAAAAAUAUCCACGCGCUGAAAAGCCGUGCGUUUUAUUGCGCACAUCUGUGCGCAACUGCGAAGCGCAUUAUUAUUUUUUAUUACGUUUAUAAUUAUUAUUAUUAUAUUAUUAUUAUAUUAU